AGCUUUUAAUUUCUGGUUCAUGACUUUCCAGUCCUUUCGAUCGAUGACUUAUUACCGGUUGCACUGAGAUUCUGUCGAUCUUAAAACAUUAAUUCAAUAAUUGCUCUGUGAUGGGGAAGCUUAAUUGAGAAAAGGGUUAUAUAUCAUUUAUAUAGAGAUAUCUUUCUUCAAACCUACGACUUCUAGUAAGAUUGAGACUGUGUAUAAUAUUACUCUUUUUAAUAUUGAAAUAACGGAAUAGAGCAACCUCGAUAACUGGCUGAGGUUUUUUCUUCCCGUCGUUUUAUAAUAAGACUCAAAGGCGUGGGAGAGAUGAUAUAUUAUUGUAUCAGAUGUAUCAUAUUUUUAAUAAAAUGAAACUUUGAGAUAACUCGACUUAAACGGUUAAAAGUGACCAGAACAUCAAAUACAUAACCUAUUUCUCUAGAUUAUAUAGUUAAUGUUAGGCUCCCUAACUUUUAGCACUACACAAAAUCAACAUAAUUUGUCAUAUAUUAUGUAGAUAUAUAUGUUGUUUUUAGCAACUUCAAAAGAAGGGGGGUAAAAUGCAAUCUACAUUAUUUCAGUCAAAGUAAUUAUUUGGAUAAAGAGAUGAUCAAGUUUAACAUUCUUUGAAAGGAAUCUACUUUCAAUGAUUUGUUAUUAGCAGGCUUCCACUUUUCUCUAUUAAUAGGUAGCAUAGAUGGGUAAACAGUAAACACCGUAUAUUUCUAUAUAUUUUUAUUCGGAUUAUACAGUUAGACAUUUGUUAUUUUUUAUUUAUUUUUGGUAAAAUAGAUAACAUAAAUAUUUGUUAUUUGUUAGUAUCCUUCACCGUUCCUCCAUGAAUAUAUAAUUAUAUAUACAUAUAUAAAUUUCUAUCUACUUAUAGUAUUCACAAAUGCAUAUAUUUUGCUUACUCUCUUCAUAAGUGUGUACACUCAUUAAAGACGAUACGAAAAUAGAGGUUAUUGUCGAUUUCAUUGUCGCCCUUUGAUAUUAUAACCCACUUGAUAAAAGAGGUGUAUGGACAAUAUGGCUGCUUAAAAUUCAAACUUUCUUUUAAUGAUUUUCUUAUUUUAAAGUAUUUUAUAUAAAGUUGUAACUUAUAUGAAAUGUCAACAAUUUCAAAUGUUUUAAGAGGUAAGAACGAUAACAUAAAGGUAAACUAGACUAGCAGUGUAUUUGAGGAAGAGAACGGGAAUGGCAAAUUCAUCCCUACCAUGAGUUGGACGUAAACCGAUGUGGACCCUGCGAUUUCAUAAUCCAACAAUAGUAUUUACACUCUCGUUAAUGUCAUGUCAUUUUCACAAAUAUAUGAAUUAUAUAUUUGUAUAACUACACUAAUAAAUAAAUAUCUAUAUCACGUUUUUGUUUAAUUGGCUAUAUAUUUAUAUACUUUUCUUUGGAAGUUACAUUUAUCUCGUAUGUAAAAUUUAAAACGCAGUAAGUAUUUUUUGUAAAAAGGUAAGGAUUAUAUAUAUAUAUGAGUUAAUAAAAAUAUCUAAAAUUAAGUUAUUUUUUCAAAAUCGAUACCUAGAUAGAUAAAAUUUGAUUUUCAUUUAUCUAGAUAGUCCAUAAGUUUUUGGCGCAAGGAAAACUUUGGUAAAAUAAUGUAACAUGUGAAUAACGAAAUGAAAAUGAUUAAAUAUGUAAGUUGUAACAAUAAAAAAGAAAGAGAUGACAAAAAAAAUAGGGUCAAUUAGCCAAAUAGCCAAAAUUUGAAGUGAAAUUAAGAGAAUGGCAUUGAUUUUGACGUAAUUGGGUAACUAACAUUUAAGGCCCAUUUGAUCCGGUAAUACCCUUGGUUGGUGCAAGUAACCGGUGAAAGAUAGAAAGUUAGAUGACGUAAACAAAUUGAGGUAUGACUAAUAUUUAAAUCACAUCUGAGUGAAUAUAAGGAACCACGUCACAUAUUUAUGACCACAUACAUAUGUUUCAGUGUUCUAUUUCACAUCACCGAAAUAAAACAGAUUUCUAACCUCACUCACAUACUCUAAUACUAAACAUUAUCCCAAAUCUAACCCAUAUAUACUAAACAUUAUCCAAAUCCCACCCCAACCCCUUAAUACUAAAUCCUAAACCUUAAUCAAUAAACCCUAAACUCAAAUACAUAACUCUAAACCCAAAUAUAAAUUUUAAACCCAAAUAGAAUGAAACAAAAUAAAUAAUAUGAUAUAUAUUGGUAAAAUUAUGAAAUGUCUAUAAUUUCGUAGAAGAAGUUGAUGUUGAUCCCAACUAUACCUUCUCAUCUUCUAAAUACUAAACCUUAAACUAUAUUCACUAAUUCCUAAACUCAAAUAUAAACCAUAAACCCAAAUAGAAUGUAACAAAAUAAAUAGCAUGGUAUAUAUUGGUGAAAUUAUGAAAUAUCUAUGAUUUCAUGGAAAAGGUUAAUGUGACCCAACUGUACCCAACUAUACCUUAAACUUUAAUCCCUAAACCCUAAAUAUAAACCCUACACGGAAAUAUAAACCCUAAUCCAAUGUCAACCCCAAUCUUUCAUAAACUAAACCCGAAUGGAACAAAAUGAUGAAAUAUCUAUGAUUUCAUGGAAGAAGUUAAUGCUGAUCCCCCAACCAUAUCCCCUCACCUUCUAAAUACUAAACCCUAAAUUAUAUUUACUAAACUCUAAACUAAAAUAUAAACCCUAAACCCAAAUAUCAAAGUCUAAAAAAUUACAUAUAUUAUGUAAAAUUAAAUUAUAUUAUGUAAUAUUAAACUACACAAUCUAGAUCAUAGCACGAUAUUUACUUGUUCAAAAACUAAAAUUUUUAACAAAAUAAAACACUCUUUAGUAAUCAUCAAAUGGAAUGGAACAUGAUAAAAUAGAAGAGUAGCAGAAUAUAUCGCAUUUCAUAACAGGAAUAGAACAAACAUAACACAUAUUGUUUUACAUUUCUAUUCCAUAUGCGAAUAGAAUAGAACAAACAUAACACAUAUUGUUUUACAUUUCUAUUCCAUAUGCGAAUAGAAUAGAACAAAAUAAACAGACACUGUUUAUCUUCUCCGAUCAACUUCAUCCACGGCGAAAAAAUGUAAUUGUAUCUCGCAACAUCAGUGGAGAUAAUACAUAUGACCGUAUCAGAGAGACAGAUUUUGUUGUUGAUACAGUAAAUAGAAGAGACGAACAUACGGUGGUGACGGAAGAUGAUGCGGUUUGCGUAGAUGGAGGUGAUCGCCACUACACAGGUCUUUUCGGCAAGGAUCAACACAAAUUGGAAUGUGAAUGCGAAUCAGUAAGGGAUUGUAAUCAGAGAAAACACGGUGGAGAGAAUCUGGAGUGAAACUAUUCAAAGGGGUGUGAAUCUGGAAGAGACACGACAUAUUUUUGCAAAAUAGUAAUUUUUAAUUUUAUUUUUUUCUAGCAGGUUUCUCCGGUUUCAAGCAGGGCGUCAUCUCACCUAAUUUCCCAAAAAAAUAAGAGUGAAAAAAAUAAGGAGAGGCAAUGAUGAGGAAGGGAGAAGGUGGGAUAAGCAGAGGCACGUGGGUUUGACAAGAAUCUUGUCAGGUUUUCUUGAGGAAGGUACUGUUCUUCAGGGCUUGGAGGGGUAGAAGAAGAAAACCCAUUUGAAGUUUGGCCAUUAUGCAGAGGAGUUUCUGAAGAUUCAAGAACAUAAAUAACAGCUAUGAAGUUUAUGAAACUUGGAUCUCGACCUGACACUUUCUACACUUCAGAAGAUUUAAGAUGUGUUUCUUCUGAAGUUUCUAGUGAUUAUACAAUUGAAGUUUCCGGAAGUAGAUAUCAUCUUCACAAGUUUCCACUGCUUUCAAAGUGUUUGAGGCUUCAAAGAAUGUGCUCUGAGUCACCAGAAUCAAACCAACUUCCAGACUUCCCAGGAGGAGUUGAAGCCUUUGAGCUAUGUGCCAAAUACUGCUACGGAAUGACAAUAACCAUAAGCGCUUACAACAUAGUAGCAGCGAGAUGUGCGGCAGAGUAUCUUCAGAUGUCAGAGGAAGUUGAGAAAGGUAACUUGGUGUACAAGCUUGAAGUCUUCUUGAACACCUGCAUCCUUAACGGAUGGAGAGACUCCAUAGUCACACUUCACACCACUAAGGCUUUUCCUCUCUGGUCUGAAGACCUUGCCAUCACUAGUAGGUGCAUUGAGGCCAUAGCCUCAAAGGUCUUGUCUCAUCCAUCCAAAGUGUCUCUCUCACACAGUCAUUCUAGGCGUGUUAGGGACGAUGACACGUCCUCUAACAGAGCUGCUGCUGCGAGCAGAGGAUGGUGGGCUGAAGACAUCGCAGAGUUGGGGAUAGAUCUUUACUGGAGGACAAUGAUUGCUAUCAAAUCCGGAGGCAAAGUACCCUCUAGUCUCAUAGGUGAUGCCCUUCGAGUUUACGCCUCUAAGUGGCUUCCUUCUCUGCAAAGAAACCGGAAACAAGUCGGCAAGAAAGAGGAUUCUGACUCGGAUUCGGAGAGUGACGUCUCAUCCAAGCAUAGGUUGUUGUUGGAGUCCAUUAUAAGCUUGCUUCCUGCUGAGAAAGCCGCGGUUUCUUGCAGCUUCUUGCUUAAGCUCUUGAAAGCAGCUAACAUCUUAAACGCCUCAUCUUCUUCCAAAAUGGAAUUAGCGAGAAGGGUGGCUCUUCAGCUAGAAGAAGCAACGGUUAGUGAUUUGUUGAUACCUCCAACGUCAUACAAGUCUGAAAUGCUAUACGAUGUGGACAUUGUGGCGACUAUCUUGGAACAGUUUAUGAUCUUAGGGCAGACUAGUCCACCGACAAGUCCUUUGAGAGGUAAAAAGGGUAUGAUGGAUAGAAGACAAAGAUCUCGUUCGGCUGAGAAUAUUGAUCUUGAGUUCCAAGAAAGUAGGAGGUCUUCCUCUGCCUCUCAUAGCUCAAAGCUUAAAGUGGCUAAGCUUGUGGAUGGAUACCUCCAACAGAUUGCUAGAAAUGUGAGUCUACCGCUCUCGAAGUUUGUUAGUUUAGCUGAGAGUGUCCCUGAGUUUUCAAGGCUUGAUCAUGAUGACCUCUACAGAGCCAUUGACAUAUAUCUCAAGGCUCACAAGAAUCUGAAUAAAUCAGAAAGAAAAAGAAUAUGUAGAGUCUUGGACUGCAAGAAACUGUCGAUGGAAGCGUGUAUGCAUGCUGCGCAGAACGAGAUGCUUCCACUGAGAGUUGUGGUGCAAGUCCUCUUCUAUGAGCAGGCGCGAGCCGCUGCAGCUACCAACAACGGUGAAGUUAAAAUGACUGAGCUUCCAAGCAACAUCAAAGCACUCCUUGCUGCACACAACAUUGACCCUUCUAAUCCAAGUGCAGCCGCUUUCAGCACGACCACAAGCAUGGCAGGGCCGGAAGAUCAGUGGAGCGUGUCUGGUCUCAAAUCUCCAAAGUCAAAGCUCUCGGGGACACUGAGAAGCAAGCUAGCUGAAGAUGAGGAGAUAGACGAGAGGUUUAUGAACCAAGGAGGAGGAAGAACUCCAUCUCGGUUUAAGGCUUUCUGUGCAAUCCCUGGCCGACCUAAGAAGAUGUUCAGUAAGUUUUUGUCCAUCAACAGAAACUCCAACGACAAAAACUGAAUAAACUGUUCUUUUUAGAUCUCUAGAGUAAAAGAAAGGAAAUGUGUAAACCUCUCUCUCUAUCUCUUUGUGUAACUUCACCAAUGUUCAAUUACAUUAAUCUCCAAAAUAAUAAUGUUUAAGAAUUCA
Brassica napus (rape) is the source of this 5627-nucleotide messenger RNA. RefSeq names its product BTB/POZ domain-containing protein At1g67900. The record is from RefSeq and is a predicted model, not a curated record. The coding region runs from base 3609 to 5498 and encodes 629 amino acids. The transcript is spliced from 6 exons. Lineage: Eukaryota; Viridiplantae; Streptophyta; Magnoliopsida; Brassicales; Brassicaceae.